GAAAAAUGCAAUCUCCGAUUGAUAUUAAAGACAAAAAUGUUACAGUUACUACUAAACUUGGAUCUCUUCGUAGCCAAUAUUUACCUUCCAAUACUACCAUUAAGAACAGAGGCCAUGAUAUCAUGUUGAAAUUUAAAGGAGGAAAUGGAGGUAUAGGUAUCACUCUUCAUUGGCACUCUCCUUCCGAACACACAAUCAAUGGCAAAAGGUUUGCUCUUGAGGAACACCUGGUUCAUGAGAGCAAAAAUGGAAGUUACGCUGUUGUCGCUUUCUUAUUCAAAUAUGGAGCACCUCACGCUUUUCUCCUUUCGCUACACCAAUUUAUACACUUCGGACCAAAAGACGAUAUUGGGAAAACAUUACUGAAGAAGAUAACUGAUACACAUAAUGCCGAGGAAUAUGUCGGAAUGAUUAAUCCCAAAAAACUCAGUUUUGAAUCGAAACGAUAUUAUAGAUAUUCUGGAUCACUUACUGCUCCUCCUUGUUCUGAGAAUGUUCUUUGGUCCGUUUCCAAGCAGAUUAGGACCGUGGCAAGUGAGCAAGUGAAGCUUCUCCGCGUGGCUGUACACGAUUUUACCAUACAUACG
Thlaspi arvense is the source of this 587-nucleotide messenger RNA. The record is from the annotation of a GenBank genome assembly. Lineage: Eukaryota; Viridiplantae; Streptophyta; Magnoliopsida; Brassicales; Brassicaceae.